Messenger RNA from Peronospora matthiolae, 2556 nucleotides. The record is from the annotation of a GenBank genome assembly. NCBI's taxonomy places the organism in Eukaryota, Oomycota, Peronosporomycetes, Peronosporales, Peronosporaceae.
AUGGGGCAAGAUCAAGCUAUGGACAGAAGACACUCGACGGAAGAAGAUCAACGAUUAACAAAGAUAACUUCUGCGAUCUACACGAUUAAAGAGACUGUAAACGCCGAUCGAGGACAAGAUCAACCUAGCGAAACGAUCGGAGAUGUGAAGGAAAUCGCAACGGACGAGAUCAGACAUGUAGAAGCUGAUCUGUUUCAUAAACGGUCCAGCUAUCAGUCAGACGCGAUCGAAAUGAGAGAUGGUGAAUUUCAAGGACAGGCCGAUCAAUUAGUCGAAGACUGCAAAGUGGUGAAGAUCGACACACCUGCGGACGAUGAGAUCGUGAGACCUCCGACAGGGAUCGAUGUGAUCGAAACAAGGUACGAGAGUGAUCGAGGUAGAGAUAGACCGAGGCAGACAGGACAGAAGUCGGGCGACAUUGAAGAUAACAGGUAUGAGGUAACAGAUCCUGUCCAUAAACAGUCCAGCCGUCAGCCUGACAGGAUUAAGAGUGAAGAUUGUGAGUUACAAGAUCAGGUGGAUAAACGGACGAAAAAAAUGGACUGCACCAAGACCGACGAAGAGACGACGAAAGAUGAGUUGGCGCCAUCACCGAUGUAUCACCACGAUGCCGGCGAACUGUUCGCAGAAGAUGUGGAUCAACACCUGGCUGUUCUUCCCGAAGUCGUUACGCCUACACAAGAUAUAACGAUCGAUGAUAUCCAAAUAGGUGAUCCCGGCAUUCCAAUAACCGAAGAUCAAGAGAAAUUACGACAAAUGAUUUGGAAGAGCCGGCACCUACUAAUUGGAAAAGGCAACGCCCUACCCCCUGCGGCGCGCGGCGCAGUCUGUGACAUUGAUGUGGGAGGAGCUAGCCCGAUCGCACAACGGGUCCGACCGGUAGCUCCAAAGUUCCGAGAAAAACUCGCUGAUCUGAUCAAGGGACUGCUGUCGGCCAAGAUCAUUCGACCAUCUACAUCACCAUGGGCAUCCCCUAUCGUGGUAAUCAUCAAGAAAAACGGAGAAGAUAUAAGGCUGUGUAUUGAUUACAGGCGGGUGAAUCAGCUGACUAGGUUGAUGGUGUAUCCGAUGCCACUGAUCAGCGAACUAUUGCAAGACAUGGAUAAAGCUAUGUGGUACUGUUCAUUGGACAUGGCAAGUGGUUUCUGGGUGGUGGAGAUGACAGAAAGAGCAAGGUCAUUCUCCGCUUUUAUCACGCCAUCCGGGUUGUUUAAGUGGUUACUCAAGCCUUUUGGGCUGAAGGAUGCACCGCAGAUCUACCAACGUCUGAUCGACAACGCCCUCCAUGGGUAUUUGAAGAUCGACCCAAAGUCGGAAUCGACUGUGUGUUGGGUCGAAAGAUCCUACAUUGACGACAUAUUAAUACCGGCUACGUCGUGGAAAGACCUGUGUGGAAAAGUGGAAAGAUUGUUGGAGGUGUGCGAUAAGUGGAAUUUGUCGAUCAGUGUGGCCAAAAGUUUUUGGGGCCGUCGCAAGGUGGAAUAUCUGGGGCACCAAAUCUCACUCGCAGGGUUGGAAGCUAAUCCAAAAAACCUGGAAUCAUUGGUGAACAUCCCGUUCCCUCGCACACUGCGAGCGAUGCAGUCAUUUUUGGGAAGCCUCAACUACUACAGCAGAUUCAUUGAAGACUUCGCAAUAUACGCGUCGGUUUUGUAUGAACUACGAGAGGCGGAUUUUCAUGAGAUCAACCGUUUGAGUGAAGAUCCGACGCCUAUCGCAGCCGUAAGACCUGAUGACGCUCGCGAAGGAAGAGUGAAGGGCGAUCGUGAUUUGUGUCCAAAAGCUGAUAUCGAUCGCGAUUUGUACCCAAUUGUGGGGGGCGAUCGUGAUUUGUGUCCAAAAGCUGAGAUCGAUCGCGAUUUGUACCCAAUUGUGGGGGGCGAUCGUGAUUUGUGCCCAAAACCGGAGAUCGAUCGCGAUUUGUACCCAAUUGUGGGGGGCGAUCGGGAUUUGUGCCCAAAACUUGAGAUCGAUCGCGAUUUGUACCCAAUUGUGGGGGGCGAUCGUGAUUUGUGCCCAAAACCGGAGAUCGAUCGCGAUUUGUACCCAAUUGUGGGGGGCGAUCGUGAUUUGUGCCCAAAACCGGAGAUCGAUCGCGAUUCGUACCCAAUUGUGGGGGACGAUCGAACGCCUGAGACCAGGAACCGAUGGGAGAAGGCGAUAAUCGCAUUCACAUUGCUGAAAGCUAAGAUAGCCACAACUCCAAUCUUAAAACAUUUUGAUCCCGAUCGGUCUCCUGUGAUCGUGGUGUACGCUAGUAAGUGGGCCGUAUCAGCUGCUCUACUACAAGAAUAUGAUGGUGUGUAUUGGCCUGUCACGUUCUCUAGUCGUACGCUAAAGCCCAAUGAGGUCAACUACGGGAUGGUGGAGAAAGAAGUGUUGGCUCUCCUCCGGAUGCUAGAUAUCUGCUAUACUAUGCUAGUAUCCCGUGAGAUUACGGUACUUACGCGGUAUUCGACACUAGCAUGGUUGUUACAAUCUUCAGGCCUCAAUGGAAGAUUGGGAAGAUGGGGCUGCCUUACUAUUGAACUGGACGCUGGAGAUCAGACGAUCUGA